CUUGUUGGAAGUGAAGAUGUUUAAAAAAAAAAGUUUUUUUAAUUUUUUUUUCAGGGUUCAUCUUCGCGAAACAUCUAUGUAAAAGUUAGAUCAGGAUAAUAAAUCAUUAUUUACAGUAAAAAAAGAAAGUACGCAUUAAAAAGGUAUUAGGUGACAACUGAUCAAUACCAUGUGUUAGAAGAGUUUAUUAUAAAGUGUUGGAAAAAUACAGAGCAGUCUUAAAAUUUAUGGUAGUUUGACCUUUUAAACAUACAAGCAAUACAUUAUUUGAUAUAUUUCAAAAGAUUAAAGAUAAUAUUGUAAAGAGUUGUUGAUAGAUUGAAAAUUCCACUGACUUCACUGCAGUUCAUUGCCGUUUUUCAUUAUUUUUAUGAGUUACCAAGGAAAAAUAUAUAACAAUGUUUUAUAGAGAAGAAACAAUAGGUAAGCAAUUUAAAUACAUUUAGUUUCAUUUAAUUAUACUAUGGCAUCAUUUGUGUAUCAAAGAUCAUACCCAAGAUGGAAGGAGCCUUUUAAUUUUAAAAAUGAGAAUGCUCAUUCAACUCAACAAAAUAAACUACAGAAACAAAUGUCAUUAUCUAAAGAAUAUGGUAGUGCCAUUAUAUCACGAGAUUUAGCUAAAGAAGACAUGUUAGUUAGUACAUCAACAGUUAAAGUUGAAAAUGACAAUGAGUCAACAAAUUUAGAUGAUAUUAAAUCACUAUGGGGUAUUAAAUUAAGACAUGUUGUAGUGAAAGAUAAUCAAUCUUCUUCAAAUUCUAAUGAAGUUGAUUCUUUGUUUGAUUUUGGUUAUUCAAAAAGUCCUACAGAAAAUGAUUCUGGAGGUUUUGUUAAAAAGGUUAAGAAAUUAGAUCGCAGCAUUUCAUUAGAUUAUUUAGCCAAGGACUCAAAUUAUGUAAAUAAAAAAAAUAAUAUUAGUUUAAACAACCAAAAAAGUUAUGAAAUAUUAUCUGAUGUUAUAAAACCAGAAAAAAAACCUAAAAUCAGAAGAACUAAAAGUCUUUUUAUGCAAACUAUAAGUAAUCAGAUAUUUUAUCAACCGGUUGAUACUGAAGUUUUUGUUAAAAAACCUGUUCUAAACCUUGAAGAGCUUUUAAUGAAAGAUGAAAAAAAGCUAAGAGGUACUGUUUAUAAUGAACAAAUAUCAAACGAUAUACCUGAGGAAAAAAUGAACUUAUUAAACAUUAGCAAACCAGAAAUAGUUAAAUCUCCUAUUUCAAAGGAAAAAACUAUUUCUGAAAAUGUUCAGUUAAAUAAGGUAUCAAAUUUUGAUAUAAAAAGUAAGGAUAAAAUUCUGAUAAGUUCUAAAGAGAAAAAAAAUCCAGAAGUAAUACACUACCCAAUCAGCACAAACCAAUUUGCAACUUCAACUGAAUUAGUUUCAUCAAAAGAUAGCAAAAGUAUUAAAAACCAACAGCCAGAUGUUAAAAUUUUGAAAAAAAUGAGUUUGCAACCUUCCAUAAAUUAUAGUCCCAUCAGUGUCGUAAAAACUGAUGUAAUUCCUGAUUUUAAAAAAAACAUUGUGUUUAAUAAAACUGAUGCAAACCCAGCUUCAGAGUUUAAAAAAAAAAGCACUGUUUCUAAUGAAACUGAUGCAAGUACAGCUCCAGAAUUGAAAAAAAACAUUGUCUUUAAUAAGCUGGGUCAAGUUAUAGUAAAUGAUUAUGAUGCUAAAGAACCAAAAGUUUCAAAUAUUGAUAUGAAAGAUGUUUUACCAAAAGAAAGCUUAGAUUCAACACUUUCUGUUGGAAACUCAAAAGAAAUGGCUAACAGCAAUCAGUCAACCACUGUUAAUACAAAAGUUGAUAACAGUAGUUAUGUGUCUAGUAAUCAGUCAUCUGGGGUCAAAGUUUACCAAGAAGAUGAUCACAAAAUAAAUAAACAUUCAGAAGAAAAAAUACCUAUUUCAAGCAGUAUUUUUUAUGAAAAUAAUAAUAUUGCAAGUACUAAUUUUAACUCGUAUUCUUCUCUUAAAAUAAUAGAUUCAAAAAUCUCAAAAUCUAUAGAAACAAAUAUUAAAGAGAAUCCUAGUAAUGUUGUUAUAGAGCGUAUUAAUGAUAUAUCUAAAAAAGAAAAUUUUACUCAAAAACCUUAUUUGGCAUUUGACUUAAAUCCUAAUAAUCAACGCAUCAGUCGAUUAACCAUUAUACCAGGGGUUGAUAGAGAUGCACAACUAGAAUAUGGUAAAUAUCAAAUUGGAGUUAAAAAUCUGAAUGGUAGUAACAACUUACAGAACUUUAAAGUUUUAAUAUUUACUUCAAACAAUCUCGAUGAGGAGUUUAGCGAGGAAGAGUUGUUUGUUCCUAAGGUUGUUUACAAUGGAGUAGUGGAGCAAAUCAAGUCUAUUUUGUUGACUAAUAAAUUAUCUGGUCAAAAAAAAAAGGUGGUUUUUGCUGUUAAGAAUUUAGAAACCAUAUAUUCUUAUCCUUCAGAAGAUCCGAUUGAAGAUUUUUAUACAGACUCUGACGUUGACAUAUUGCUAGCAGAGGAGAAUGAGACUAAUACUUCUAUAUUUGGUAUUGAAAGCGCUAUUCAGCAAGAGCGUGAACGUCUUAUCAAAACUUAUUAUGAAAAUCAAGUUCAAGAAAAAGUACAACCAACGCUCAGUACAGAAGGAGAUCAUUACCAAAUUCAUUCAGUUCAGGAAGAUGGCGGAGUAAUGUUAUUUUAAAAGUGAAUCGUUUAAAUCUUUUAAAGAUAAAUGUAGAUAAAGUUUUCUAAUACUUGCUGCCAUAGUUAAACAUAAAGUUAUCAAGAAAUUUGCAUUCGAUACUUUUCAUUCAAUACUUUAAAGUAUGUGCAAGGCAGAAUUAAUAACAAGGUUUUUUAUGCUUUAUUUUUGGUAUUUUUUACUUUUUAUUUUUGUAAUAAUCAAUAACAAAGGUUUCCUAAAAUAUUGUUUUUUUUUAUUUUUGUAAAUUGAUUUUUUUCUCUCUUUUUUUUAUGUUUUUGAAAUUUACUUAACCUUUAGUAAAGUUGAGUUAAUUUUUAGUAAUGAAUUAUAACAAAAAAUAAAAUUAAUUUUUAUUAUUAUGAUUAUUAUUAUUGUUAUUAUUAUAUUAUUUUAGUAUUACUUUUUAUUAAAUUUUCAAAUCUAUAUUUGUAUAUAAUUACAACGCCAUAGACAGGACUUUUAUGUAUUUCUAUAACUAUUUUAAAUUUUGUAUAUCCCGAUAUGUUCUGUAUUAUACACCCACGAAAAAGAACAUGUUAAAUUAAAUUUUAUAAAA
Hydra vulgaris (swiftwater hydra) is the source of this 3230-nucleotide messenger RNA. RefSeq lists its product as uncharacterized. The record is from RefSeq and is a predicted model, not a curated record. Lineage: Eukaryota; Metazoa; Cnidaria; Hydrozoa; Anthoathecata; Hydridae.